AUGUUAUCGAAUCAUUUACAGAACGGGCUGGAAACGGCGAAGACGAUGUGGUCGCGGCUGCCGGCAGAAGAGGAGGAAGAGCGCGAAGGGUUGGUCUCCUCCAAGAAGAUGGACGACGGCUCUGUGGAGAGUCUCGACUAUGAAGUCAUUGAAAACUACGCUUAUCGAGAACAACAGGCCAAAAAAGGGAAGCUUUAUGUGGGGUAUUCAGUUGUGGUGAAGUGGUUGUUUGCUUUGCUUAUUGGUAUCGGAACUGGACUUGCGGCUGUUUUCAUCAAUAUCUCUGUUGAAAACUUUGCCGGGUGGAAAUACUCAUUGACCUUUCAAAUAAUUCAAAAGUCAUACUUUGCUGGAUUUCUUGUGUAUACGUUGAUCAAUGUGGCUCUAGUGCUCUCUUCUGUAUAUAUUGUCACACAAUUUGCCCCAGCGGCAGCAGGAUCUGGAAUUCCAGAAAUCAAGGGUUAUUUAAAUGGAAUUGACAUGCAUGGCGUCCUCCUCUUCAGAACUUUAAUUGGAAAGAUUUUUGGAAGCAUAGGUUCAGUGGGAGGUGGUCUAGCCCUUGGCAAAGAAGGUCCUCUUGUACAUACUGGCGCUUGUAUUGCUUCUUUGCUUGGACAAGGUGGAUCAGCAAAAUAUCAUUUGAGUUCAAGGUGGUUACAAGUUUUUAACAGUGAAAGGGAUCGUCGGGAUCUUGUAACCUGUGGAUGUGCAGCAGGAGUUGCUGCAGCAUUUAGAGCUCCAGUUGGUGGUGUGCUCUUUGCCCUUGAAGAAGUUACAUCUUGGUGGAGGAGUCAACUUAUGUGGCGUGUCUUCUUUACCUCUGCCAUUGUUGCUGUUGUUGUUCGUUCAGCAAUGGGAUGGUGCAAAAGUGGAAAGUGUGGUCAUUUUGGCUCUGGGGGCUUUAUUAUCUGGGACAUUUCUGGAGGUCAAGACGACUAUUCCGUUCAAGAAUUGCUGCCCAUGGCCAUUAUUGGUGUUGUUGGAGGUCUUCUUGGAGCACUGUUCAAUCAACUUACGCUAUUUAUAACCCACUGGCGUCGAAAUUAUUUGCACAAAAAAGGGAGUCGUGUGAAAAUCAUUGAAGUGUGUAUCAUCUCUGUGAUAACUUCAGUUAUUUCAUUUGGAUUGCCACUGUUCAGAAGAUGCACUCCUUGUCCUGAUUCUGAUGCCAACUCAGGCAUUGAAUGUCCACGUGCACCAGGAAUGUAUGGAAAUUAUGUAAAUUUCUAUUGCCAGAACAAGAGGGAGUACAAUGACCUUGCAACCUUAUUCUUCAACACUCAGGAUGAUGCUAUAAGAAACUUAUUUAGUGCGAAUACAGUCCAUGAAUUUAGUGCCCAAAGCCUUCUUACUUUUCUGGUCAUGUUUUACACCUUAGCGGUGAUGACUUUUGGUACUGCUGUUCCAGCUGGUCAGUUCGUUCCUGGCAUAAUGAUAGGUUCAACUUAUGGGCGUCUGGUUGGCAUGUUUGUUGUUAGGUUUUACAGGAAACUUGACAUUGAAGAGGGAACGUAUGCUCUGCUAGGUGCUGCAUCUUUUCUGGGAGGAUCAAUGCGCAUGACUGUGUCUCUUUGUGUCAUAAUGGUUGAAAUUUCAAACAAUUUGAAAUUCCUGCCUCUCAUCAUGCUUGUUCUGCUCAUAUCAAAGGCUGUUGGUGAUGCUUUCAAUGAAGGAUUGUACGAGGAACAGGCUAGAUUAAGGAGCAUUCCACUACUUGAAUCAAGACCAAAAUAUCAAAUGCGUUAUAUGACAGCAAAAGAGGCAUCUAGGAAUCAAAAGGCCAUCUACUUUCCCCGUGUUGUGAAGGUGGCAGAUAUAGUUUCAAUCUUGCAGAGUAAUAACCAUAAUGGUUUCCCUGUCAUUGAUCAUACAAGAAAUGGGGAGACACUAGUCAUUGGACUCAUACUACGAAGUCAUUUAUUGGUACUUCUGCAAUCCAAGGUUGAUUUUCAACAUAGCCCUUUGCCGUGUAAUGUAAGAGAUGGUUCUUUACCAAUCAGGCACAACCUUAGUGAGUUUGUAAAACCCGUCUCUAGUAAAGGAAUAUCUAUAGGUGAUAUUCAUCUCACUCAAGAUGACAUGGAAAUGUACAUUGACCUUGCUCCGUUUAUAAACCCAUCUCCAUACAUUGUGCCCGAAGACAUGUCAUUAACUAAGGUGUAUAAUCUAUUUCGCCAGUUGGGACUAAGACAUAUACUUGUUGUUCCACGUGCUUCUCGUGUAGUUGGUAUGAUUACACGUAAAGAUCUGCUACUGGAGGAGAAUAAUGAAUCAGACCCAGUAGAGCUCCAUUCCACUAGUGUAAGAGGUUGGGCAGCUAACAAGAGAGUCGUUACUAGGAUUGCAGAUGUUGGACAACCACUACUCGACAACGGGGUUCUGUAAAUUAGCUGUCUCGCCAAUUUACAGCAGGUUCUUUACCGAGGCCAGUUUUCACCAACUCCCUCAAUUUUUGGUUGUGAGAAAUCUUUACUUUUUGUUUUAGUUUAUGAGGAGGUUAUUACUUACAACGUAACAUAUAUUGUACAGCAAGCACACUUUAAUUUACCUUAGUUUUAGAGUGGUGCUUUUGGGAAGGAUUCAAAAACUACACAUUACAUGCAUAAUAGAUUCAUAGUUCCUUUUGUUAUUUGGUAUUGGUUAUUAUUAGAAUACUUUGUCCAUGCAGUAA
Messenger RNA from Ipomoea nil (Japanese morning glory), 2671 nucleotides. Its product is annotated as chloride channel protein CLC-d-like. Gene Ontology annotation, biological process: transmembrane transport; chloride transport. Gene Ontology annotation, molecular function: voltage-gated chloride channel activity. The record is from RefSeq and is a predicted model, not a curated record. Gene Ontology annotation, cellular component: membrane; intracellular membrane-bounded organelle. The transcript is spliced from 23 exons. Bases 1 to 2385 code for a protein of 794 amino acids. Lineage: Eukaryota; Viridiplantae; Streptophyta; Magnoliopsida; Solanales; Convolvulaceae.